ACUUCAGGUACUCAAUAGAAUGUUGCAGUGAUGGCUAAAGUGAGCCGACAGCACACCGUCGCUGCCCGACCGAAUGCAUGCUCCACUACUUUAUACGUGGUGUAAGCCUGCACGACAGAGAUCUUGGUUUUAUUCACAUAUCACUUUCCAAGCUUAUUACAACCCAUUCCUAUAUGCAAUGUAUCGCAGAAAAACGCCGGGUUGAGUUUAUACAAAAUGGAUAACUGUACUUUAUACUCCGUGGGGUACUUUGGUUAUAUAUACCUGAACGCGUCCAGAUACCUUGGCGGUGCGAUCUCAUCCUUGAAUCUACAUCGUAUAUGGUGCGUCCCGCGUCGGUGAUUUUCAUGCUAUUCGCAUCACUGAAUCCCAAUUAUGACAUCAACAUCGAACCCGCUGGUACGAGAUUUGAACUAUUUCGUCCUCUCCGCAGCGAAUCCGGCCGCCAUCCAUCUUCUAUCGGAAAUCCAGUCCAAAUCAUCACCACCGACCCUCCAUAGCGGUGAGGAGACAAUUGGCUACCGCAUAUCCAUCCCUUCUCACAACUCGCGUCAGGACGAAGCUUGCUACAAGUGGAGGGUUGGCGCCGGUCCCUCGCCAGCCAUCGCCAAGAUGGGGGAUAUUUUUGUCCCGGAAAUUCUUCUCUGCCCGCAGGAUACAUCACAAACGCCAAGCUCAAAGACAGUUCGUGCAUACAUCAAGCACAUUCACGCUGUUCUUUUCCUCCAUCCACAGUCAGGAGCUCUAGUACUCAGAUCACGGUCAAAUAAACCCAUUAUCUACGAGCAAGGAGACAUACACGAUCAGGAUGUAGAAAUAUGCGGGGGCCCAGACAGCAAAGUCAAGUCUUGCGUUCUACGGCGAAGGAAAAACUACCUUCAAUUCGGCCCAUAUCGCUUCCUUCUCGAGUUUACCGUCAGCCAUCAAGAUCGAGGCAGAUUCAGCAAAACCAUCGACCGGUCUCUCCAUCAUCGCCAUCAUAAGCUCUUCAGCUUCAUUCCUAGCACUGAUAUCGAAACUCUCUGGAACGUAUGGCUGCAUCGUAAAGUUCCGAAUUCAUCCUCACUACAGACCGGGGUUCACAUUUACACCGGGCAGCCGGUAGCAGUAAAGACACUGCACAAUAAAAUCCGAGGGCGAAGAUACAUGAUUGAUCAGAUUAAGCUUGCUUCUCGGUACAGAGACAAAGCAGAUAACGGUAUACUUGGCAUACUCGACGUUUGGUGUGAGCACUGGACAUCUCCUCCAUGCUUGUUGAAGCCGAGUAGCGCAGUCAUCCAAUGUCGAACCACCUAUUUCUCUAUGCCUCUGGCUGAGCAGAAUUUUCUCCAUAAGCGCUGGAGAAAGCUAGACACUAACACACAUCUCAAGUAUUUAUACCAAACUUUAUGUGGAUUGGCUGAACUCCAUGGCCAAGGAAUUGUUCACGGAAAUAUUCAGCCUGGAUCAUUGCUGAUAUAUGAGCAACGAGCCUAUGUAUCUCUAUGCAUGCAACGACCAGACGCAUACGACCCAAGCAUCUGCGCUGCACCAGAGGUCUGGCUAGACAAGUACCGAGAACUGGAUGAGACAAAACUGGACAUCUGGGCACUUGCUAUAUCAUGGCUCUUUACAUGUUUAAGACCGCCGGCAGACCUUAUGAUAACACGACAUUCUUAUAAACAUCUUCAGACGACUUUAAAGUCCCGAAGGGACAAGGGCCGUGUUUCAGAGCCGCUAUUUGACCUACUGCAGGAAAUGCUAGCCUGGGAUCCCUGCAAUCGUCCCAGUGCGAUAGAGGCUCUUAACCACAAGGCAUGGUUGCCUGUUUUACCACGAAUAGCUCGAAAAGCAAGAGGGUCACGAACUCGAAGGUUGAUACAGGCAGUGGAACGAAGAGAGCAGAGAGCCAAGGAGCUCUAACGUAAUUAUGUAGUCUCUUUCAACUUUCCUCUUGGAAAUAUAGGAGUUAAUGGUUUAAAAUAUUACUGUACAUACCUAGAAUGCAUAUAUUUGCAGCACGGCAUGCAUUCUUAGUCUCUUUGGGACGACACAGGUCACCCACGUCUCUA
Molecule: messenger RNA, 2051 nt
Organism: Trichoderma harzianum CBS 226.95
Lineage: Eukaryota; Fungi; Ascomycota; Sordariomycetes; Hypocreales; Hypocreaceae
Exons: 1
Coding region: 376-1902 (508 amino acids)
Biological process (GO): peptidyl-serine phosphorylation; autophagy; protein autophosphorylation
Cellular component (GO): cytoplasm; autophagosome
Molecular function (GO): protein serine/threonine kinase activity; ATP binding
Source: RefSeq, a predicted model, not a curated record